AUGAAGGCUCUCAAUUUUCGUUCAAGCAAAGAUUUCAUGCCAACCGAUGAUGAACUUCUUCAAAAAUUUCUCUACAAUAAAAUUAACAACAAACCAAUUCCCGAUCAUCUCAACAUUCUCGAACAUGAUUUAUUCGGUACUAACCAAAAUCCUUUGGAUAUAUGGAACGAAUUUGAAGCUUCGUACUCAUAUGGCGGUAAAGAUCUAUAUUUCUUUACUACCUUAAAGAAGAAAUCCGCUACGAGCACACGCUCCGUUCGCACUAUUGGCAAUGGUAAUUGGGAAGGCGAAGACACCGGAAAAAAUAUAUUUGCCAAAGACACGAACCAACUCCUCGGUUUAAAAAAACGUUUUCGUUUUGAGAAGAGUAACACUCCUCAAGAUGGUGGAUGGAUCUUGCAUGAAUAUAACCUCCACAAAUCUUUGAUUAACAAUACUCCGGUCAACAAUUAUGUGCUAUGCAGAUUUAGAAAGAAUUUGAAACCAGAAUCACAAAGUACACAAGAAAAAUCAAGUAUAGCUGAUCAAUCCAACUCUUAUUUAAGAAAAACUUCAAGAACAAAAAAUUGUUAUGCACAAGAGAGUACAAAGAAGACUGUGAUUGCUAAAAAAGGAGAACCUAUCAUUCUUAAACAAGAAUCUGUAACUCCUAAACAAGUAGAACCAGUCAUAUCGAAACAUAAUGUUUUGGUGAAAAAAUAUACUAUUUAUGAAGAAGCAAUAACUCAAUCAAAUAAUGGUGGAAACAAGAGAAAAUAUGAGGAUAAUAUAGAGUUUGGAUAUAAGGGAAGAAAAAGAAAAUGCAUAAGUACAUGGCUAGAAGAGAAAAGAUUUAUUGAACAAAAAGCUAUCUUUGAAUAUGAGUACAAUAAUCUACUUUUUGGAGAAAAUAUUGCACAAAAUCCAAAAAAUCAAGUUGAUAGUAGAAAUAGCAAAAUUGAGGUGGUUGAAAGAACUAAGAAAAGAGAGUGUAGUUUUAACAAAGAAGAUGACAAUGACAUCAUCAUGAAUAAAGAAGAAGAAGGGGAACAAGAAGAAAUAGAAGAAGAAGAAGAUGAUGAUGAUGAGAUGUCUUGGCCCGAAUUUUUUGCAAAGAAUCUGUUGGAAAUUAAUGGAGGAGAAAAGAUCAUAAAAGAAGACGAUGUUCAAAUGCUUGACAAUAGUUUUCAUAAGGAUUUUUUGUUGGGAAAUAACAUUAUGUAA
Molecule: messenger RNA, 1203 nt
Organism: Vicia villosa (hairy vetch)
Lineage: Eukaryota; Viridiplantae; Streptophyta; Magnoliopsida; Fabales; Fabaceae
Product: NAC domain-containing protein 55-like
Exons: 4
Coding region: 1-1203 (400 amino acids)
Biological process (GO): regulation of DNA-templated transcription
Molecular function (GO): DNA binding
Source: RefSeq, a predicted model, not a curated record